AUGAGCAGUAUAAAUAUCAAUCGCACUAAUUUAGAAAACAUCAGCCCUUUUAGAAGAGAUUCCGCGAACUCUGUUAGCAUGAAUCACUCAUAACGAGUUGUAGGAAAUACUUCUCAUAAAAAGAUAAACUCCUCUUCACGUGGUUAACUAUCUCAUAGAUGCAACAGUAGUAGCAACACUUCAAACAGCAAUACAUUUGCAAAUAGCAGUUUGAAUUUACAAUACAACGUGAAUACUUCUAUGAAUCAAAAUAACAAUAAUAGCAACACCUAUGUGAAUGCAGGAAGCCAAUCCAAUAGCAAUAAUACUAGCCAUAAUAAUGAGAAUAUUCUUUCUUCCUCUUUACUUCGUUCCUCAAUAGCAAGUCAUACUAAGUAGCAUUCAAGUGGAGUCCCAAAUAAUAAUUUAGCUAGCAGUUAUUCUAAUUUGCCUUCAAGAAGUACUAAUUAAUUUUCAGCUUCAUUGUCUAAUUCAAGCUAUUCAAAAGCUCUCACUUCAAUUGACAUUUGUUGUGAUUCUUCUACAAAAGUUUCUCAUAAUAAUUAAACUCAAAAAUUGCAACAGCAUUAGCAACUCCAAUAAUAGUACUCCCUCAACUAGCUCAAAUAAAAUGCUAUUAAAAAGUAUUGUCUUCAAUAAUAGUAACAAACUCAAUAAUAAUAGCAAACAAAUUAAAUACCACCUUAUCACUUUGAGAAAGGAACAAGCAAGACUCAUAGAGGGCACACAAGCUCCUACAAUAACUUCAGUUAUGUCUAAUAGUAGAAUUCCUCAGUAUAGAAUAUUUUAGGCAAUUCUUAGAAACCAAAUAUGAAUUGGAAUGAGGCAACUCCACCUGGAAAGAGAGUAAAUACAAUGCCCUCCUAAGCAAGCUAAUAGCUGCUUCCAUAGCAACUGAGCAUACCAAGCUAAACAAACAACGCAAUAAGUGACGAAAAUGCUAUGUUAGCACUCAGCUAAUCGAUAAACAUUUCUACAUACAAAGUCUCACCAAGACUUCUAAAAAGUUCAACAAAUACAAGCUAAAACUCACAUUAACCCAUAAAUAACUUUAUGCAAGCUAUUUCUUCAAAUAAUAAUAAUAAUAACAGUAAUACAAACAACAAUUCUAGCUUAAAUUAUAGCAACUAAUAAUAACACUAAACUUCUACCAGUUCUAAUUUAUGCAUCUCUAAUUAGAGUACUAGUAACACUCAAUAAUAGCAGCUAUAAAUGAAUCUAUCUAUAAAAAGAGUUUAGUCUUAGGAUGAGGUUGUAAACUAACUCACUGACGAAGAAGAUUAAAUUUAUCUUGAAAAACUAAAGAAAGAAAUAGAGGGUUAUAAGCAAAGAGAAGUUCAAUACCUGACUAGGAUAAAUAGUUUAGAAGGCGAAAAUAAAGUAAUCAAUGAAUCUGUAUUGAAACAAGAAACAAAUAUAAAGAAUUUAAAGAAUGAGCUUACUAAAUAUUAACAAUAGUCAAAUAAUACUAACAAUUAGAGUUUCCUAACAGGAUCUUAACAAUUGAAUAGCAAUUCAGAAUAACAAAAGCAAUCUAACUCAGGUAACAGUAGCAACAUUAAUAUUUAGCUUCAAUAAAAGCAAAUAGCUAUGUUAGAAUCAUAUGUUGAAACCUUGAGUAAAAAAUUGUAAUAACUUGAAAUGGAGUAGAUUAGAUAAUAGAAUGUUAAUCCUUAAAGUGCUUAUGAAAAGUAAUAUCAAUAGCAAAAAGCUAAGUAUAAACAAUUAGUAGAAAAAUAUUUCACUUUGGAGAAGGUCUUCAAUUAAAUUACAAGUGAAAAUGAAUUCUACAAAAUUACUCUUAGCUAAUUAAAAUAAGAAUUAUCUCACAAAGCUUCACUAUAACAGAACCAAUAAAGUUUGUAGUAAGACCAAGGCUAAAGCAGUGUACUAAAAGCUUUACAACUUGCAUAGACAGCAAAGCAACAAUGA
Molecule: messenger RNA, 1932 nt
Organism: Tetrahymena thermophila SB210
Lineage: Eukaryota; Ciliophora; Oligohymenophorea; Hymenostomatida; Tetrahymenidae
Exons: 1
Source: RefSeq, a predicted model, not a curated record